UACAGGUGUGAACCACUUUGCCCAGCCAGAAUUCUUAAUCAUAUCUGCAAAGUUCCUCUUACCAUAUAGGGUAACAUUCACAGAUUCCAGGAUUAGAACCUUAUCUUCAGGAGCGACUACUCAGCUGACCACACUCACUGAGAAGGUAAUGGUUGCAGAAAGACCAGUGGAUGGAGAAAGCAAACCCUGUGGCUUUCAGGGAAGGUACACAGAGGUGAAGCAUACCUGGGUAUAGAGCAGAGUGAAUAGGGGGGAGAUGGGAGUGUGGGGCCAAGGGUGACCCCAAGAUUUUCUGGCGUGAACAACUGGAAGGAUGAAAUUGCCAUUUGAUGGGGAUGGGGAAGGCUGUGGGAAAAGCAGGCUUGAGAGAACACCAGGAGCUUAGUCUUCCAUAGGGAAAAUGUUGACACUUCAUAGACUUCCAAGCAGAGAUGCCAAGUGGGCAGGUGAACCUGGAGUUCAGGAGAGAUGCCCAAGCCAGAAAGAUAAAUUUGGAAGUCAUCAGCAUCAAAGGUAUUUGAGACCAUGAGACCAGGGGAGGUCACUAAGAGACUGAGUGUGGAAAGAAAAGAAAAUGUUCCAGGACUGAUCCCUGAGCCCUCCAGCGUUUGGAGUCAAAAAUCAUGAAAAGAAAUGAAGCUAAGAGCAGCCAGUGUGGUGAGAAGAAAACUGAGUGGUGCCCUGGAAGCCAGGGAAGAACAUGUUUCCAGGAAGGAGGGAGUGAUCAGGAGAAUGCCGCUGACACAUCAGGUGCCAGUGCCCAACUCAUUCUCAUACUUACUCCCAAGAUGGCUGUUUCAAAUAUUAGAUAUGGAGCAGGAGUUACAAAGGAAGUGGGAAUGGACCUACAAAACAUGGGUGCUAAAAAUGUGUGCUUGGUGACAGACAAGAACCUUUCCCAGCUCCCUCCUGUGCAAGUAGCUAUGGAUUCCCUAGUGAAGAAUGGCAUCCCCUUUACAGUUUAUGAUAAUGUGAGAGUGGAACCAACGGAUGCAAGCUUCAUGGAAGCUAUUGAGUUUGCCCAAAAGGGAGCUUUUGAUGCCUAUGUUGCUGUCGGUGGCGGCUCUACCAUGGACACCUGUAAGGCUGCUAAUCUGUAUGCAUCCAGCCCUCAUUCUGAUUUCCUAGAUUAUGUCAGUGCCCCCAUUGGCAAGGGAAAGCCUGUGUCUGUGCCUCUUAAGCCUCUGAUUGCAGUGCCAACUACCUCAGGAACCGGGAGUGAAACUACUGGGGUUGCCAUUUUUGACUAUGAACACUUGAAAGUAAAAACUGGCAUCGCUUCGAGAGCCAUCAAACCCACACUGGGACUGAUUGAUCCUCUGCACACCCUCCACAUGCCUGCCCGAGUGGUCGCCAAUAGUGGCUUUGAUGUGCUUUGCCAUGCCCUGGAGUCAUACACUGCCCUGCCCUACCACCUGCGGAGCCCCUGCCCUUCAAAUCCCAUCACACGGCCUGCGUACCAGGGCAGCAACCCAAUCAGCGACAUUUGGGCUAUCCACGCACUGCGGAUCGUGGCUAAGUAUCUGAAGAGGGCUGUCAGAAAUCCCGAUGAUCUUGAAGCAAGGUCUCAUAUGCACUUGGCAAGUGCUUUUGCUGGCAUCGGCUUUGGAAAUGCUGGUGUUCAUCUGUGCCAUGGAAUGUCUUACCCAAUUUCAGGUUUAGUGAAGACGUAUAAAGCAAAGGAUUACAAUGUGGAUCACCCACUGGUGCCCCAUGGCCUUUCUGUGGUGCUCACAUCCCCAGCGGUGUUCACUUUCACAGCCCAGAUGUUUCCAGAGCGACACCUGGAGACAGCAGAAAUACUGGGAGCUGACACCCGCACUGCCAGGAUCCAAGAUGCAGGGCUGGUGUUGGCAGACACGCUCCGCAAAUUCUUAUUUGAUCUGGAUGUUGAUGAUGGCCUAGCAGCCGUUGGUUACUCCAAAGCUGAUAUCCCCGCACUAGUGAAAGGAACGCUGCCCCAGGAAAGGGUCACCAAGCUUGCACCCCGUCCCCAGUCAGAAGAGGAUCUGGCUGCCCUGUUUGAAGCUUCAAUGAAACUGUAUUAGUUGUCAUUUUAAGUGGAAGAAUUACCACUGGCCAUUGUAGUGCUGAGAGCAAGAGCUGAUCUAGCUAGGGCUUUGUCUUUUCAUCUUUGGCAUAACUUAGCUGUUACCAGUAUGGGUGGGAUAUAAAUUUGUCUUGCAAGAAAUUCCCCAAAGCUCAGAGUCCAGCUCCUUCCAUAAAACAGGCUGGACAAAUGACCACUAUGUUAGACCCCCAGGGUUGACUUCAGGGGUCAGUGUUCCUGUACCAAACCCCACACAGAAUACUCUGCCCCUGCUUCAUGAGCAAAUGAACAAAAACUCAAAAGUAUAAAUUAUAUUUCCUAUGCCUAGUAAUUCACUGCAUGUCUAGAAAUUUAUCUGAUAGAAACACUAGCACCAGUACAUACAGAAGCAUGGCAAGGAUGUUUCUGGCAGCACUUUUCUAAUAAUAAAAUAUUUGAAACAA
Rhinopithecus roxellana (golden snub-nosed monkey) is the source of this 2493-nucleotide messenger RNA. It is a transcript of the gene ADHFE1, whose product is annotated as alcohol dehydrogenase iron containing 1. Gene Ontology annotation, molecular function: alcohol dehydrogenase (NAD+) activity; metal ion binding. The record is from RefSeq and is a predicted model, not a curated record. The coding region runs from base 624 to 2048 and encodes 474 amino acids. The transcript has 13 exons. NCBI's taxonomy places the organism in Eukaryota, Metazoa, Chordata, Mammalia, Primates, Cercopithecidae. Gene Ontology annotation, cellular component: mitochondrion.